Molecule: messenger RNA, 7319 nt
Organism: Mercenaria mercenaria
Lineage: Eukaryota; Metazoa; Mollusca; Bivalvia; Venerida; Veneridae
Product: ankyrin repeat domain-containing protein 10-like
Exons: 5
Coding region: 151-1305 (384 amino acids)
Molecular function (GO): protein binding
Source: RefSeq, a predicted model, not a curated record
CAAAACAAAACAGGUGCCCGCAUUAGCAAAACAUACAUGUGAAUGGCGGGGGUGAUGAACUUUGAAAAAUUAAAUUUGAAAUGUGUUUGAUCACACAUUUUAAACAACAAAUUUAGGAACAGGCUCAAGUAGACAUAUAAAACAAUAGAAAUGUCACACGAUGAUGGAAAUUGGACGCCUGCCAGCGAGGACUAUUUAAGGAGAAGUUUCCCAGUUCACCGCGCGUGCCGAGACGGUGAUAUUGAACAACUUGCCUCUUUGUUGUCUGCCGGCGAUUUUGAUUUGUAUGAAGAAGACGAUUUUUACGGCUGGUCACCUGUACAUUGGGCAGCAUAUUUUGGAAAGCUGGCUUGUUUGAGACGCUUGACUAAUUCCUUGGAGGGAAUAGUGAAAGGGUGUGAUGUAGUGUCCUCCAGGUUUUCUCAAAGCCCUGCACAUUUAAGUGCUUUUGGAGGUCACCCACAGUGUCUCUACUGGCUGGCUCAAUCAAAAUGUGAUCUAAAUGCACAGGACUACAUGGGUGAGACCCCUAUACACAAGGCAGCAAGAACAGGCAGCAUGGAGUGUGUCAGCCUGCUGGUAUCUCAGGGUGCUAAACUCGAGCUAAAGAAUUACAGUGGCUGUCUGCCGAGUGAAGUGGCGGCUGCUGCAGGUUACACAGAAUGUGCAAGUUAUUUGGAGAGGGCAACUCAAUUACAGAAGGAAAAUCAACCUGCCACCAACCCAGCAAAUAUUGGAACAAACUCAUCGUUCAGCUCAUUUCAUAAUGGUAGAACAUCUCCUGAAGGCCAGUCAAGUGGUCAAAACUUUAUUUCCACAAAUACAUAUCAUUCUCACCCCCAUGUUGCAAUAAAUGGCACACCCCAUCACACCCAUAUAGAAAAUGGGCUCAAUAACAACCAAUCAGAAGACUGUGAUAUGGAGAUGGAGGAAGGGUCACAAGAGUUCAGCCAAUCAGCAAUGUCAAAUGGUGUCUCCCCUGCAUUACAGAAUGGAGAUGUCCUGCUGAAUCAUGGUGUGUUGCAGAAUCUCAUCCCAUUGGCUGGUAGAAAGAGGGGGAGAGAGGAUGUUGAUGAAGACUCGUACAAAAGAGCAAGACAAGAUGAACCAAUGUCGAACAAAUGCAAGCUGAAUGGCUGGCUGUUCAACAAUGGUCACAUGACUCAUCAGAACACAAAUCACACGGGUGAUCAUGUGACCACGGUGUCAGAAAGUAUGGUGGAGCAUUACAAUUCAGUCUCGAUGCAGGAAGGUUAUGACAGCUUGCUGAUGAACUCUGUGAUGAGCAAGUCUAGUGGCUUUUGAUUUUCUUUAUAGUUUUAUAAGUUGUUGCAAGAAGUGUGAUUUUUUUUCACUUAAACAGCUGUUAAGUAUAGUUGUACUAUAAUUUGUUAGUUAUUUGACAUGAUAACUUGUAAGUUCUACAAAAGUAUGAACAUUUAAAAAAAAAAAACUUGCUGGAACUACAUGGGUUUUUUUUUUUGUUUUUGUUAUUUAACUGAAUUUGACCAUCAGUCGGGCUUUUUUUUUUUUUUUUUUUUUUUUGAAGGAAAUUUUUAUGAAUGAAUGAAACUUGUACCUUAAGAGUAUUUGCAAAGUAGUAACAAAAGAUACAUGUAUUACAAAAUGCUAUUGAUGCUCAUUUUGAGAAAAGUGCUUUGAAAGAAUCACAGUUAUGAAAGAUUUGACUAAAGUCACUAGUAGUAUUUGUACAAAGAGAAAUGUAACAUUCAGGAUAUCACUGGAUAGAAUGGAAAAAUUAAUGUUGUUUUGUUAGGCAAUAGUAUGGACAGUGUUUGAUGUUUAUGUUCAGUGUUUGGAAGUUAGACAGUGCUAAGUUUUAUAUUGUGGUUAGAUCAUUAGAAUAUAUUAUGUAAAUUUUUGUGACCUAAGUACUUCUUGAUUGGGAUUUUUUGGUGAAUUUAUUUUCAUUAAUAUUCAUGAAUAGUGCCACUCAAAAAUACAAAGUGUUCUUGUAUAUUAAUCUGCAUCAUAUCCUAAAACACUCCAGUUUCAUGAGUUCUUAAUACCAUGAAUAAGGCUGCUAAUCAUGAAAUGGCUUAAUAAGGCUUAUAGAUGUGAAAAUUACCAAGGAUAAAGUCAGUUGCGUCUGUAGAGUGAUAUCGGGUGACUAUGUGAGAAAUUUCUCAUGUAUUUCCUAAGUAGUGAGCAAAUUUAUAAAUAAUUGUAUACCAUUUAUUUUUUUACGAAUCUCUCACUACUGUUUUGUAUCGAAACAUUAAAAUCAUGAUCAAGAAUUGAGAAGGAUUAAUAAAUACACCCAAGAUAUAAAUAUUUCUGUAUGUUUCUGCAGUGAAAAUCAAAACAAAAUUUUAACACUGGAACACAAUUUCAGUUUAAAUUUGGGAGGUGUCCUCUUAAAUUGUAGAAGUUUACGUUUUAAUAGCAGACAAAGGGGCUGAAAGCAUGUUGAUCAUUUUAAAUACGACAUUGUAAGAAUGAGGUUGUAUAAAAUCCCAAGGCUAACACAAACAUUCUGUAUACAGUAUAACACUAGGGGGUGAUUCCAACUGAAUUCAACAAUCUCAAAUAAUACUGCUUUAACCCUUAUCAUGCUAAACACCACUGAUUCUGCCUUUGCGACCAGUGUAGGUCAUGAUCAGCCUGCACAUCUGUGUAGUCUGAUCAUGAUCUGCACUGUUUGCCAUUCAGUUAGUAUCUUUUUGGUAAGCACCCCUUUUAACAGAUAAUGGUACUGUCCAAAUUGAAAGAUGGACAAGUUCAUUAGAGAAAUUUAGCAGGGUAAGGGUUAAUUACUUACACAUAAUGUUUGCUUCAUGAUUGUGCCAUUUAAAGAAAAGUAACAAGCACAUUUUCGUCAUCAUCAUUUGAAAUAGGUUUACCAAUUUAGACAUUAUAUUUGCCAAUAAUUUUGUAUUUCCAUAUUUCUGAUACUUGGAUCAAAUCAUAACAUGUGAUAUUUUAAAGGAUAUUUAUUUAAAAAAUUGUAUGCUUCUGUUGGGUGAUUUCUAAUUUACAAGGGAUUUUGCUGAGCAAAAAAGAUAGAAAGGAAAUUCAUGAGAAAAGUGGUGCUAGUUGCAGUUCUAUGGAAACAGUUUUCUCAAAAUACCAAAGACUUGCACACUGUGGGUAUUUCAGUCAUUUUGAUCUGUAGUGGUUAUAUUUCACUGUAGUUAGAAGUGUAUGUCAAAUUGGUGUAAGGUCAUUAGUUAUUUAUUGGUCAAUGAAAUAUUUUUAUAGUUUUGUCAAAGCACAAAAUAAUUUUUUCUUUAGAAUAUGAUAUCCACAAAUUAAUUACCCGACAUUAUUUUUGCCGAAAGGUAAGAAAUUUUAUGUCCAUGAAGUAUAAAGAUUUUGCACAAUACAUAGCCAUAAUAUUAGUACAAUCUCAGACCACUGAUUGGACAGGUAAAAAGACAAUGUUUUUUUUUACUGUAUUAUUAAAUUUUGGUUGUUUAAGACAUUUGUUGUGGGAAUAAUUUAAAUCAAAACUUAAGAAGAAAAGAGAUUACUAGUAAUACACUAUAAAGGUCAUUGCUUAACAAAUUUUCAGUUUAAUGUGACAUCCUAUAAACAUAGGAAAAACAAGUUUUCUGUUCCAAUUUAUGGUUUUAUUUUAUUUUCAUAUUUCUGUUUAUUAUUAUUUAGUUCUUAUAGUUGCUUAAUAUUUGUAUCUAGUUUAUGAAUUUAAAAUUCAUACAAACAAUAUGUUCUACUUAUUUUAUUUUUAUGCCCCCGAAGGGAGGCAUAUAGUUUUUGAACCGUCUGUCGGUCUGUCCGCAAUUUUCGUGUACGGUCCAUAUCUUUGUCAUUCAUACAUGGAUUUUAAAAUUAUUGGGCAUGAAUGUGUACCACAGUAAGAGGACGUGUCGCGCGCAAGACCCAGGUCCUUAGCUCAAAAGUCAAGGUCACACUUAGACUUUUAAGGUCAUAUUUCAUGAUAGUGCAAUGAUGGGCAUGUGCGGUCCAUAUCUUUGCCAUUCAUGCAUGGAUUUUAAAAUAACUACGCAUGAAUGUGUGGCACAGUAAGACGACGUGUCGCGCGCAAGACCCAGGUCCGUAGGUCAAAGGUCCUAAACUCUAACAUCGGCCAUAACUAUUCAUUCAAAGUGCCAUCGGGGGCAUGUGUCAUCCUAUGGAGACAGCUCUUGUUUUGUCCUAACUUUUAGUGUUUCCAUGAUUUAUUUUUGAUACAUUUAAACAUAGAUAAAUGAUUACGCUUAUUAAGAUAUUGCUUUACAUGAUAUAUCAAAAAGGGAGGAGAUGCUUGUGAUGUAUAAAAAUUACCUUUAGCCUGCUGGCGGCAAGUCACUGCCUUUGCGACCAGUGCAGACCAAGAUCAGCCUGCACAUCCGUGCAGGCUGAUCAUGUUCUGCACUGUUCUAGUCAGUAAAUUUUCAUUGAACACCCCUUCGAAUAAUAAAUGGUAUGGCCAGAAUUGAAUGAUGGACCGGUCCAUUUUAGAAAUUUAGUGGGCUAAAGGUUAAGAUAUUGCAUUACAUAAUAGAUCAAAAAGGGAGGAAAAGCUUGUGAUGUAUUUAUAAAUAUUAAAGGUAAUUUACAUGUAAAGACUUCAUGAUAAAGCUCCAUUUAUAUAUAGUUAAUAAUCCCGCUUUAACUUAUUGAAUAACCUUCAGUGAAUCAUUUUAUAAAAAUUGUUCACACAUUUUGCAUUGCAGUAUAAACUGCUCAAAUGCACCUUUUGAUCAAAAUUGUGUAUAACAUUAUUAUAUCUGAAGUCCAUAUAGGAUUAUGACUUUACAUAAAUACAUAUCUCAUCAUGAUCUAGCUGAUAACACUUCAUUAUGUAAUCAUUUUUACUUCUACGCUUCAUUGAUGAGGAAGAUUUCUCUUUCAUUUAAUUUGAAUAUUUUUGACGGUUCCUUGCCUUAAAAAUGCCUAAUCAACAUUUAUUCAUUUUAAAGGGGCACAUUCUAGAUUUUUUGUUUCAUUAGGUCUUUUUUUAUUUAUUUUCAUGAAGUAAAAACAAAAAGGUUCAUAAAAGUUAUUGAACUUAAAUGACAUCGAUUCAAGGGAUUAUUUACACAAUAAAUUGCUAUCAGAUAUAAAAAAAAUUGAAUAUUGAGAUGAUUUACAUGUAGAGGCAUGCCCCUUUAAUAAAAUUUUGCAUGUUCUUUCAGCAAGUCAAGGUUCAUGUACUUAUUACUGCUGUAAAAUAGUUACCUUGUAUCAAGUUUCAGAUCUUAAGGAUUACCUGCUUGUCAUGUAUAUUAGUUAAUAAGUAUAAACAUUGUUCGAAAACAUAUUUUUGAUUUUGCAUUAUUCUUGAAUACUUCUUUUUUUUGUACUUAUUGUUUUAUUUUACUGCAUGUACGGCGCAUUGUUUUAGCCUGCUGGCCAUAAAGCCAAAUUAUUUUAACACAUUCAUCAGCAUUUUGACAUUUUUUAGCUUUUUGAAAUAACAAUUUAUUUAUCUUUUACGCCCACCUGAGCAUAAAGUGCCCAAGGUUGGAACUGUUAUGACUACCAUUCAUCUGUUCUUUGUCAGCACCUUCUCUGUUUACACACUUUAGACUGCAUUUCUAUAGCAAUCUUAAUGAAACUUAUACCAAAUGUUUGUGGUCAGAUUUGGUAUUACUCAAGAAAGAACAGUUAUGGCUCAUGACUUGGUUGUAUUUCAUAAAGAUAACAUAUUAUUAAUGGUUGAAUUUUUGAGUGACCGUCUUAAAUUUUUACUUAAUGAAUCUAGCCACAAGAUCAGGCUUAAGUUCUAUGGUGACAUACCGGUAGAUUGCUGCAGUAACACUAGCUCUUGAAUAAAUCAGAAGUGCUGGAUUCUACAGUGUAAAAUUGUGAAUUUUCUGUAGACCAAAACUUCCUGAAAACUAGUCACUUUUCUGUAUAAAAUCUACAGGUAUGAAACCUGGUGUAUUUAUGCCUGUUCCAGCUAUGAAACUCUGGUGAGCAGACUAGAGCCUCCAUGGCCAUCUGUAUUUUAAGACAAUAGGACUGUUGUCUCUGUUCAUUUGAUGAUCUCACUCAAGAUGGAACUUGGAAAAUGUAAGAAUUCAUUCUAUUAAUACCCUGACACUUGUAUUGUUUGUUAUAACAUUAAACAUACAUUCGUUUGAUAAAAUAUUUGUCAAUAAUUAUUGAAGUUCAGCUUGUAAACAUUGGAGAAACCGGCCGUUUUAUUCAGUAAUAGUUAAAGCUUUCUGAUAGAGAUAUCAGCAUUAUUCACUUGUUGCUAUGACUCACUAGAUGCAUUUAUAUAGAGGAUAUUACAGUAACACGAGUGUUUUCAUAUUGAAUUUAUGAAACGAGUUGUAUAAAAUAAUAAAAUGUGAGGACCCGCCGAGCAUUUUAUCAAUUUUGUUCAACAAGUUUAAUAAAUUAAAUGUGGAAAGACACAAAUGUAAUAUUCUAUUUAUCACAUGUAAGCUUUUCCUGCUGUAAACAUCAAAAUUUCUUCUUUCUUUAAAUAUUAUAGACCAAGUAAAUGCAACCAACAUCUAUCGAUAAUCGAUGUCAACGUCAAGGCUUUAUUACACUAGUGUAUUAUCAAAUUUAUGUAAUGGCUUUAUUUCACCACCAAGAUGUCAAAUGUGAUAAAAACAAGUUUUAUUACUUCACUUCAAGGUGAUGGAGCUGCAGUUUCCAUUCAAAGUACAUAUUCUAUACAUGUAAUAUAGUAGUCACUCUUAAGGUGUUACAAAAAGUCAUAAUUAUAUAGGUAUGAGCUGAUUUAACAUCUGGAUAAUUAAAUGGCGAUAUGGCAUAGGAACAUAUUGAAUAGCAUGGACAGCGGCAUUUGUCAAAACUGUUUCCCUUUCUUAGUUAAGAAUAAGUUCACUCACUUUAGUUUAUAUGAUAGUUAAUUAGAUGGGAGAAGUUAUUUAUGGUUUAGCUAAUGGGCUGUGUUUUAAUUCAGCAUGUAGCUCUUCUAAUGAUACAGUAUAUUAUUCUACAGUUAAUUUGUUGAAUAUUAAGUUUCGAGAAUGUGGGUAUUUUUACAUACCUAACUGACAGUUCCUUGCAAUUCUCAUUGACUGCCAUCUUGUAUAAAUAUAAAUACAAAAUCAUUGUAAACAUGUUAACUCAUUGUUCACUUUUGAUAUAUUUUUCCAUUAUUAACAUAAUAGACAUUAGUUUUGUAUAAUUUUUUCAUGAUACUGGAAGGUUAGAACUUCAUUAAAAACUCUAUUUUGAACAAUACUAUUACAUUAUUUCAAAACAAUUGAAUGCAUAUCCAUUAUCACAAACAUAAUGUUUAUUAUUUUAUUUUCUCUUUUUAUUACUUCUUUAAGCUUGUCUUUCUUAUUUUGUAUAUCUUGUUUGCUUGUUGUAGUGUUCCGAAUUACAAAAAGUGCAAUUUC